Molecule: messenger RNA, 1155 nt
Organism: Carassius carassius (crucian carp)
Lineage: Eukaryota; Metazoa; Chordata; Actinopteri; Cypriniformes; Cyprinidae
Gene: fam177a1b
Exons: 5
Coding region: 80-724 (214 amino acids)
Source: RefSeq, a predicted model, not a curated record
CCGUUGCAUCAGUGGCUCCGCCCCGUUCAGGUUGAUGCUGUAAGAGCUGGAAAGCGGAGUUACUUUGUGCACAAAAGCGAUGGCAGAAAUAUCGCUUUAUCUAUCCAGCGUCAGUAUAACUGUGGCACAUGAUAUGGACCCUGGCAAGAGCUCUGGAAAAGAGAAGGACUAUGAGUGUGUGGAGCUUGGUGAUCUGGACAGAAAAGAGAAGACCCCACGCCGCAUUAUUCAUUUCUCCAGCGGAGAGACCAUGGAAGAAUACAGCACAGAUGAGGAGGAGGAAGACACAACACAGAACACAAAGAAAGACCUUCUGUCCUCCAUAGACACUUCCAAGCUGACCUGGGGCCCGUAUGUCUGGUUUCAGAUGUGGAGAGCAGCUACAUCCACUAUAUCUGCUUGUGAUUUAAUCGGUGAGCGAAUGGCAUCACUUUUUGGCAUCACCUCAGCUAAAUAUCAGUAUGCCAUCGAUGAAUACAGCCGGUCAAAGAGGGAGAAGGAGGAGAGAGAUGAAGAUAUGCGGCUCUCUGAAGAGGCAGAGCACCUGUUUGAAGACCAGCAAAUUGAUGAGGAAGAGGAUGAUGAUGAAGAUGAGGAUGAGGAUCCGAAGACCAAGCAGCCUGACAACAACAGUACUCAAGUACAGAUGACUAAUGAGCUGGACCUUCACCCUUCUAUUGUCCCCAACACCGUUCACAUCCCGGCUCUUGUUACUAGCACUUAACUGCAAAUAUAUUUUGUCAUAUAUUUGUGGUUUAACCACUAGCCACUGUUAUUUAAAGCACUUAAUAUUCUGAUUCCAAAUAUUAACUUGUGUCUUUGACUGUCUUAAUGCACUGAUCAUGGGCCAGUGAAUCUAUAUUUACUGAUCAUGGUGCUACUGAGGAGGUGAGACCAAAAAUAAUUGUUUUGUCUUAAAAUGGAACUACAGUAACAUGAUUACACUGAACAUUUCCACAGUAUGUGUAUUUUUUAUUGACUCUGUACAGUAUGUAUGUAUGAAUUAUUAGUGUUGUGAAACAUCUGAUGGACUUCCAUCGAUGCAGGGACACAUACCUCACGCUGAAUUUUCAGUUUUUAUUUAAUAUACUGGUAACGCUUGAUAUUUGUCUUGUCGUUGUUUGUACUGAAUCAUUAAAUGGUUUUUAAAAAGAA